CAUGUGUGACCAAAGUCCCAAGAGGAGAAUGGAGAAGUCAAUGAAAGGAUUUUAUUUUGCGAAGCUGUACUAUGAAGCUAAAGAAUAUGAUCUUGCUAAAAAAUACAUAUGUACAUAUAUUAAUGUGCAAGAGAGAGAUCCCAAAGCUCACAGAUUUCUGGGUCUUCUUUAUGAAAUGGAGGAAAAUGUAUGCAAAGCUGUUGAAUGUUAUAAGCGUUCAGUGGAAUUAAACCCCACACAAAAAGACCUUGUGCUGAAGAUUGCAGAAUUGCUUUGCAAAAAUGAUGUUACUGAUGGAAGAGCCAAGUACUGGGUUGAAAGAGCAGCUAAACUUUUCCCAGGAAGUCCUGCAAUUUAUAAACUAAAGGAACAGCUUUUAGAUUGUAAAGGUGAAGAUGGAUGGAAUAAACUUUUUGACUUGAUUCAAUCAGAACUUUAUGCAAGACCUGAUGAUGUCCACGUGAACAUCCGACUAGUGGAGCUCUAUCGCUCAAAUAAGAGGUUGAAGGAUGCAGUGGCUCACUGCCGCGAGGCAGAGAGGAGCGUAGCUUUGCGCUCUAGUUUAGAAUGGAAUUCAUGUGUUGUGCAGACACUGAAGGAAUACUUGGAAUCUGUACAGUGUGUGGAGUCUGAUAAAAGUAACUGGCGAGCAACCAAUAAAGACUUGCUCCUGGCCUAUGCUAACCUUAUGCUUCUCACGCUUUCCACUCGAGAUGUGCAGGAAAGUAGAGAGCUGCUGGAAAGUUUCGAUAGUGCUCUUCAGUCUGUGAAGUCCUCUGUGGGUGGAAACGAUGAACUGUCAGCUGCUUUCUUAGAAAUGAAAGGCCAUUUUUACAUGCAUGCUGCAUCUCUGCUCUUGAAGAUGGGUCAGCACAGUGAUGUGCAGUGGCGAGCUCUCUCUGAGUUGGCUGCAUUGUGCUACCUCAUAGCGUUUCAGGUUCCAAGACCAAAGAUUAAAUUAAUAAAAGGAGAAGUUGGGCAAAAUCUGUUGGAAAUGAUGGCCUAUGAUCGUCUGAGUCAAUCAGGGCAUAUGUUGCUAAACUUAAGUCGUGGCAAGCAAGAUUUUUUAAAAGAGGUUGUGGAAUCUUUUGCCAAUAAAAGUGGACAGUCUGCUUUAUAUGAUGCUCUGUUUUCCAGUCAGUCAUCUAAGGAUAGCUCUUUCCUCGGUAGCGAUGAUAUUGGAAACCUUGAGGUACAAGCUCCCGAGCCCAGUGAACUGGCUAGAUAUGAUGUUGGUGCCAUUCGAGCACAUAACGGUAGUCUUCAGCACCUUACCUGGCUUGGCCUACAGUGGAAUUCAUUGCCUACCUUACCUGCAGUUCGAAAGUGGUUGAAACAGCUUUUUCAUCAUUUGCCUCAGGAAACUUCAAGGCUUGAAACAAAUGCACCUGAAUCAAUAUGUAUUUUAGAUCUUGAGGUAUUUCUACUUGGAGUAAUAUUUACCAGCCACUUACAAUUAAAAGAGAAAUUUAGUUCUCAUUGCAACGCCUAUCAGCUGCUAUCCUUGCCACUCCCUGUGUGUAAACAACUUUGUACAGAAAGACAGAAAACUUGGUGGGAUGCAGUUUGUAAUCUGAUCCACAGAAAAGCUAUACCUGGAACCUCAGCAAAAUUGCGACUUCUAGUUCAGCAUGAAAUAAACACCCUUAGGGCCCAGGAAAAACAUGGCCUUCAACCUGCUCUGCUUGUGCACUGGGCAAAGUGCCUUCAGAAAACGGGGAGUGGUCUUAAUUCUUUUUAUGAUCAACGGGAAUACAUAGGCAGAAGUGUUCAUUAUUGGAAGAAAGUUUUGCCAUUGUUGAAGAUAAUCAAAAAGAAGAGCAGCAUUCCUGAACCUAUUGAUCCUUUAUUUAAGCAUUUUCAUAGUGCAGACAUUCAGGCAUCUGAAAUUGGUGAAUAUGAAGAAGAUGCACACAUAACCUUUGCUGUAUUGGAUGCAGUUAAUGGAAAUAUAGAAGAUGCUAUGACUGCUUUUGAAUCUAUAAAAAGCGUUGUUUCAUACUGGAAUCUUGCACUGAUUUUUCACAGGAAAGCCGAGGACAUUGAAAAUGAUGCCCUUUCACCUGAAGAACAAGAAGAAUGCAAAAAUUAUCUGAGAAAGGCCAGGGACUACUUAAUAAAGAUUUCAGAUGACAGUGAUUCUGAUCUUUCAGUGGUCAAGAAACUGCCUGUGCCUCUGGAAUCUGUGAAAGAGAUGCUUAGUUCAGUCAUGCAGGAGCUUGAAGACUAUAGUGAAGGAGGUCCUCUUUAUAAAAAUGGCUCUUCGCGAAAUACAGAUUCAGAGGUAAAACAUUCUACACCAUCUCCCACCAAGUAUUCACUGUCGCCAAGUAAAAGUUAUAAGUAUUCUCCCAAAACACCACCCAGAUGGGCAGAAGAUCAAAAUUCUUUACUGAAAAUGAUCUGUCAACAAGUAGAGGCCAUUAAGAAAGAAAUGCAGGAAUUGAAACUAAAUAGCAGUAACUCAGCAUCCCCUCAUCGGUGGCCCACAGAGAAUUAUGGACCAGACCCUGUGCCUGAUGGAUAUCAGGGAUCACAGACUUUUCAUGGGGCUCCUCUCACAGUUGCAACUACUGGCCCUACAGUAUAUUAUAGUCAGUCACCAGCAUAUAAUUCCCAGUAUCUUCUCAGACCAGCAGCUAAUGUUACUCCCACAAAGGGUCCAGUUUAUGGCAUGAAUAGGCUUCCACCCCAGCAACAUAUGUAUGCCUAUCCACAACAGAUGCACACACCACCAGUGCAAAGCUCAUCUUGCAUGUUCUCUCAGGAGAUGUAUGCUCCUCCUGCGUUGCGUUUUGAGUCUCCUGCAACGGGAAUUCUGUCACCCAGGGGUGAUGAUUACUUUAAUUACAAUGUUCAGCAGACAAGCACAAAUCCACCUUUGCCAGAACCAGGAUAUUUCACAAAACCUCCUGUUGCAGCUCAUGCCUCAAGAUCUGCAGAAACUAAAGUUAUAGAAUUUGGGAAAACUAAUUUUGUCCAGCCUAUGCCGGGUGAAGGAAUAAGGCCAUCUUUGACAACACCAGCACAUACAACACAGCCAACCCCUUUUAAAUUUAACUCAAAUUUUAAAUCAAAUGAUGGUGAUUUCACAUUUUCCUCACCGCAAGUUGUGACACAGCCCCCUUCUACAGCUUACAGUAAUAGUGAAAGCCUUUUAGGUCUCCUGACUUCAGACAAGCCUUUGCAAGGAGAUGGUUACAGUGGACCAAAACCAAUUCCUAGUCAGACCAUGGGUCCUCGAAAUACAUUUAAUUUUGGAAGCAAAAAUGUGUCUGGAAUUUCAUUUACAGAAAGCCUGGGGCCAAAUCAAAAGAAUUCUGGUUUUCGUCGAAAUGAUGAUAUGUUUACUUUCCAUGGUCCAGGGAAGUCAGUAUUUGCAACACCAUCUCCAGAGGUGGCCAACAAGAGUCAUGAGACAGAUGGAGGAAGUGCCCAUGGGGAUGAGGAUGAUGAUGGCCCUCACUUUGAGCCUGUGGUACCACUUCCUGAUAAGAUUGAGGUUAAAACGGGUGAGGAAGAUGAAGAAGAAUUCUUUUGCAAUCGUGCAAAAUUGUACCGUUUUGAUGGGGAAUCCAAAGAAUGGAAGGAACGUGGAAUUGGGAAUGUAAAAAUACUAAGACAUAAAACAUCUGGCAAGAUUCGCCUUCUGAUGAGACGAGAGCAAGUGUUAAAAAUCUGUGCAAAUCAUUACAUCAGUCCAGAUAUGAAACUGACACCAAAUGCUGGAUCAGACAGAUCUUUUGUAUGGCAUGCCCUUGAUUAUGCAGAUGAAUUACCAAAACCGGAACAACUUGCUAUUAGAUUCAAAACUCUUGAAGAAGCAGCACUUUUUAAGUGCAAGUUUGAAGAGGCCCAGAGCAUUGUAAAAGCCUCAGGAACAAAUGUAACCACAGCAUCAAAUCAGACUGUUAAAAUUGUAAACGAAUCCACAAGUCAUGAUAAUAAGGAUAUUUCCAAAUCUGAUGCUGGAAACAUGAAUUUUGAAUUUCAAGUUGCAAAGAAAGAAGGGUCUUGGCAUUGUAACAGUUGCUCAUUAAAGAAUGCUGCAGGUGUUAAGAAAUGUGUAUCAUGCCACAAUCUAAACCCAAACACUAACGACUUCCUUGGCCCACCAUUAGUUGAAACUGUUUCUGCCCCUAAACCUGGCCCAGAAAACACUCAAGAUAGAUUCAUGUUGAUGACUCCAAAGAAAGAAGGCCAUUGGGAUUGCAGUACUUGUUUAAUGAAAAAUGAACCUACUGUGUCUAGCUGCACUGCAUGCCAGAGUGCAAAGUCUGCCAACAAAAGUGGCUCUUCCUUGGUUCAUCAGUCUUCCUUUAAAUUCGGCCAAGGAGAUCUUUCUAAGUCUGUGAAUAGUGAUUUCAGAUCUGUUUUUUCGACAAAGGAAGGACAGCGGGAUUGUAGUGCAUGCUCAGUUCGAAAUGAAGGAGCCUCUACAAAAUGUGUUGCUUGUCAGAAUCCGACUAAACCAAGUUCAUCUAGUUCUGCUGUUCCAGCUCCUGCCUCUUUUAAGUUUGGUACUUCAGAGACAAGCAAGGCUCCAAAAAGUGGAUUUGAAGGAAUGUUCCUUAAGAAGGAAGGACAGUGGGAUUGUAGUACAUGCUUGGUGAGAAAUGAAGCAAAUGCUACCAAAUGUAUUGCUUGUCAGAACCCAAGUAAAGAAAAUCAGCCUACUUCUGCUAUUCCUGCACCUGUCUCUUCAGAGACAAGCAAGGCUCCAAAGAGCGGAUUUGAGGGUAUGUUCACCAAGAAGGAAGGACAGUGGGAUUGUGGCACAUGCUUGGUCAGAAAUGAAGCAAGUGCUACCGAAUGUGUUGCUUGUAAGACUCCAAGUAAACUGAAUCAGCCUGCUUCUGUUCCUGCACCUGCCUCUUCAGAGACAAACAAGUCUUCAAACAGUGGGUUGGAAGGAAUGUUCGCCAAAAAGGAAGCACAGUGGGACUGUAGUGUUUGCUCUGUGCAGAAUGAGAGCUCUUCCUUAAGAUGUGGGUCUUGCAGUGCCCUUAAACCUAAUGCAGAAGCUCCUUCAGCUUUCUCACUGGGCUUAAAAACAAAGCUGAGUGAUGCUUCUGGAAGUCAGCUGGGGACAGGAUUCAAAAGUAACUUUGCAGACAAAGGGUUUAAAUUGGGCAAUACAGAGCAAGGAUUUAAAUUUGGGCAUGCAGAUCAAGAGAAUGCAUCUUCAUUUACGUUUCAGGGUUCUUCUAAUACAGAAUCUAAGUCGACAAAAGAGGGAUUUAGUUUUUCCACCCCUGUGUCUGCUGAUGGAUUUAAAUUUGGCAUUCAGGAACCUCAAGAAAAGAGUGAAAAGCACUUCGACAGUGACAUUGUUUCCCAGGCUCAGGGUGUUAGUAGCCAGAAGAAUGGUGGUGCUGUGAUAUUUGGUCAAACAAGCAGUACUUUUACCUUUGCAGACCUUGCAAAAUCAACUUCUGGAGAAGGGUUCCAAUUUGGCAAAAAAGACCCAAAUUUCAAAGGAUUUUCAGGUGCUGGAGAAAAAUUAUUCUCAUCACAAAGUGGUAAAAUGGCUGAUAAAACCAGUACUUCUGCUGAUCUUGACAAAGAUGAUGACGCCUAUAAGACUGAGGAUAGUGAUGAUAUCUAUUUUGAACCAGUAGUUCAGAUGCCUGAAAAGGUGGAACUUGUAACAGGAGAAGAAGAUGAAAAGGUUCUCUACUCGCAGCGGGUAAAAUUAUUUAGAUUUGAUGCUGAGGUAAGUCAGUGGAAAGAAAGAGGUUUGGGGAACUUAAAAAUUCUCAAAAAUGAAGUUAACGGCAAACUGAGAAUGCUGAUGCGAAGGGAACAAGUGCUGAAGGUAUGCGCUAACCACUGGAUAACAACCACCAUGAACUUGAAGCCUCUCUCUGGGUCCGACCGAGCCUGGAUGUGGCUAGCUAGUGAUUUUUCUGAUGGCGAUGCCAAACUAGAGCAACUGGCAGCAAAAUUUAAAACCCCAGAGCUGGCUGAAGAAUUUAAGCAGAAAUUUGAAGAAUGCCAGCGACUUCUAUUAGAUAUUCCACUUCAGACUCCACAUAAACUUGUAGAUACUGGCAGAGCUGCCAAGUUAAUACAGAGAGCUGAAGAAAUGAAGAGUGGACUAAAAGAUUUCAAAACAGUUCUGACUAACGAUCAAACAAAAGUCACUGACGAUGACGAGAGUAAGAGUUCAGGCUCAGGUGCCGUCAGCACUUCGGAGACAACAGUCAAGCCAAGUCCUGAGAACACUGGGCCGGCAUUGGAGUGGGAUAACUAUGACUUAAGGGAGGAUGCUUUAGAUGAUAGUGUGAGUAGUAGCUCAGUACACGCGUCUCCACUGGCAAGCAGCCCUGUGAGGAAAAAUCUCUUCCGCUUUGGUGAGUCAACAACAGGAUUUAACUUUAGUUUCAAGUCUGCUUUGAGUCCAUCUAAGUCUCCUACCAAGUUGAAUCAGAGUGGGACUUCAGCUGGCACUGAUGAAGAAUCUGAUGUUACUCAAGAAGAAGAGAGAGAUGGACAGUACUUUGAACCUGUUGUACCUUUACCUGAUCUAGUUCAUGUUUCCAGUGGUGAGGAAAAUGAACAGGUUGUUUUUAGUUACAGAGCAAAACUCUAUAGGUAUGAUAAAGAUGUUGGUCAGUGGAAGGAAAGGGGUAUUGGCAAUAUAAAGAUUUUACAGAAUUAUGAUAAUAAGCAAGUUCGCAUAGUUAUGAGAAGGGACCAGGUAUUAAAACUUUGUGCCAAUCACAGAAUAACUCCAGACAUGACUUUGCAAAAUAUGAAGGGGACGGAAAGAGUGUGGGUUUGGACUGCUUGCGAUUUUGCAGAUGGAGAAAGAAAAGUCGAACAUUUAGCUGUUCGUUUUAAACUGCAGGAUGUUGCAGACGCAUUUAAGAAAAUUUUUGAUGAAGCAAAAGUAGCCCAAGAAAAAGAUUCUUUGAUAACACCUCAUGUUUCUCGUUCGAGCACUCCCAGAGAGUCACCCUGUGGCAAAAUUGCUGUAGCAGUGUUAGAAGAAACGACAAGGGAGAGGACAGAUUUGAUUCAAGGUGAUGAUGUGGCGGAUGUAGCUUCAGAAGUCGGGGAAGUGUCCAGCACAUCCGAAACGACAACAAAAGCAGUGGUUUCUCCUCCAAAGUUUGUAUUUGGUUCAGAGUCUGUUAAAAGCAUUUUUAGUAGUGAAAAAUCAAAACCAUUUGCGUUUGGCAACAGUUCAGCCACUGGGUCUUUGUUUGGUUUCAGUUUUAAUGCACCUUUGAAAAGUAACAAUAGUGAAACUAGUUCUGUAGUCCAAGGUGGAUCUGAAAGAAAACCGGAACCCAACAAGUGUGAGCUGUCCAUGAACUGUGAUUCCAAACAAUCUUCAGAUGGCAAAGCAAAAAAUCUCUUUACUUCCUUUCCGAAGGAAGAAUCCUCAACUAAUUACACAUUUAAGAUGCCUGAAACAGGAUUUAAUUUUAGCCUUUUUAAAUGUAACCCAAUGGCGUUUUGGACCAGCACCCCUUCCUCACAGCCCGAGAGUAAAGCAAAAGAGAAGGAAAAACCCGAAGAUUCUUCCUCAGAUGAUGAUGUUCUCAUUGUAUAUGAGCUGACCCCAACUCCUGAGCAAAAAGCUCUUGCAACUAAACUGAAACUUCCUCCCACUUUUUUCUGCUAUAAGAAUAGACCAGACUAUGUCAGUGAAGAAGAAGAGGAUGAUGAAGAUUUUGAAACAGCUGUCAAGAAACUGAAUGGAAAGCUUUAUCUGGAUGACUCAGAGAAACGUAAGCCUGUGGAAGAAAAUCUAGCAGAUAAUGAGAAAGAAUGUGUUAUUGUUUGGGAGAAGAAGCCAACAGUUGAAGAGAAGGUGAAAGCAGACACAUUAAAGCUCCCACCUACAUUUUUUUGUGGCACUUGCAGUGAUACUGAUGAGGACAAUGGAAAUGGGGAAGACUUUCAGUCAGAACUUCAGAAAGUUCAGGAAACUCAAAUAGCCCAGAGUGAGACAGUAACUAGCACAGCUGAGAGUUUGUAUACAGGUGGGACUGAGGUGACUGUGCCUCUUUUCUGUAAAGCUGAAGAACCUGACGCUAUUACCACAUCUGUUAGUUCACUGCCCGUUUCCUCUGGGACUGCAGACACACCUGUAGAUUUGUCUACUAGAAAGGAAAUUGAUACAGCUCCUACAAGUGAAGUGGAGAACAAAACAGUUUCAUUUGGAUUUGGAAGUAGCACAGGGCUGUCAUUUGCAGACUUGGCUUCCAGCAAUUCUGGGGAUUUUGCUUUUGGUUCUAAAGAUAAAAAUUUCCAGUGGGCAAAUACUGGAGCAGCUGUAUUUGGAGCACAGUCCACUAGUAAAGUUGGCGACGACGAAGAUGGUAGCGAUGAAGAAGUAGUUCAUAAUGAAGAUAUCUAUUUUGAACCAAUAGUGUCAUUACCAGAGGUAGAAGUAAAAUCUGGAGAGGAAGAUGAAGAAAUUUUGUUUAAGGAGAGAGCCAAACUGUACCGGUGGGAUCGAGAUGCCAGUCAGUGGAAGGAACGUGGUGUUGGAGAUAUAAAGAUUCUCUGGCACACAAUGAAGAACUACUAUCGGAUCCUCAUGAGACGAGACCAGGUCUUUAAAGUGUGUGCAAACCACGUUAUUACCAAAACAAUGGAAUUAAAGCCUUUAAAUGUUUCAAAUAAUGCAUUAGUUUGGACUGCCUCAGAUUAUGCAGAUGGAGAAGCAAAAGUGGAACAGCUUGCAGUGAGAUUUAAAACUAAAGAAAUGGCUGAUUGUUUCAAGAAAAAAUUCGAAGAAUGUCAACAGAAUCUAUUGAAACUCCAGAAAGGACAGGUAUCACUGGCAGCAGAGUUGUCAGCGGAGACCAAUCCCAUGGUGUUUUUUGAUAUUUGUGCAGACGGUGAACCUCUAGGACGGAUAACCAUGGAGUUAUUUUCAAACAUUGUUCCUCUAACAGCUGAGAAUUUCAGAGCACUAUGUACUGGAGAGAAGGGCUUUGGAUUCAGGAACUCUAUUUUUCACAGAGUAAUUCCAGAUUUUGUUUGCCAAGGUGGAGACAUUACCAAACAUGAUGGAACAGGAGGAAAGUCCAUUUAUGGAGAUAAGUUUGAAGAUGAAAAUUUUCAUGUGAAACAUACUGGCCCUGGCUUAUUAUCCAUGGCUAAUCGAGGCCGGGAUACUAAUAAUUCUCAAUUUUUUAUAACGUUGAAAAAAGCAGAACAUUUGGACUUUAAGCAUGUAGUGUUUGGGUUUGUUAAGGAUGGCAUGGAUACUGUGAAAAAGAUUGAAUCAUUUGGUUCUCCUAAAGGGUCUGUUAGCCGAAGAAUUAGUAUCACAGAAUGUGGACAGAUAUAAAAUCAUUGUUUUCAAAGUAAAUUUUAUCUGUAUAAACAGUUGAAUAGAAGCUUAGCUGUCACAGACGAUCUGAUGAUUAUGUUCAGCUUUUGAAAAUGGACGUUUCCAAUGUACAAAUGUAAAAUUACAGCUUAUAGCUGUUGUCUCUUUUUACUGUGUUAUAAUUGACUUUGCAUGGUGUGAAAUAAAAGUUUGAACACUGGUGUA
Tupaia belangeri chinensis (Chinese tree shrew) is the source of this 9523-nucleotide messenger RNA. Its product is annotated as E3 SUMO-protein ligase RanBP2. The transcript has 31 exons. Gene Ontology annotation, cellular component: nuclear pore; cytoplasm. The record is from RefSeq and is a predicted model, not a curated record. Gene Ontology annotation, molecular function: protein binding; peptidyl-prolyl cis-trans isomerase activity; GTPase activator activity. Lineage: Eukaryota; Metazoa; Chordata; Mammalia; Scandentia; Tupaiidae. Bases 2 to 9316 code for a protein of 3104 amino acids. Gene Ontology annotation, biological process: protein folding; protein peptidyl-prolyl isomerization; NLS-bearing protein import into nucleus.